Malurus melanocephalus (red-backed fairy wren) is the source of this 424-nucleotide messenger RNA. RefSeq names its product fructose-bisphosphate aldolase A-like. Gene Ontology annotation, biological process: glycolytic process; fructose 1,6-bisphosphate metabolic process. The record is from RefSeq and is a predicted model, not a curated record. Gene Ontology annotation, molecular function: fructose-bisphosphate aldolase activity. The transcript has 3 exons. Bases 14 to 424 code for a protein of 136 amino acids. Lineage: Eukaryota; Metazoa; Chordata; Aves; Passeriformes; Maluridae. Gene Ontology annotation, cellular component: cytosol.
CAGAGCCGCCGCCAUGUCUCCCCCCGUGCCCGCGCUGACCCCGGAGCAGAAGCAGGAGCUGGCGUCCAUCGCCCAGCGCAUCGUGGCACCGGGCAAGGGCAUCCUGGCCGCCGAUGAGAGCACUGGCAGCAUCGCCAAGCGGCUGAGCUCGGUGGGGGCGGAGAACACGGAGGAGAACCGGCGCUGGUACCGGCAGCUGCUGUUCACGGCCGAUAAACGCGUGGAGCCGUGCAUCGGCGGCGUCAUCCUGUUCCACGAGACCAUGUACCAGAAAGCUGACGAUGGGCGCCCCUUCCCACAGGUCAUCAGGGACAAGGGAGCCCUGGUGGGCAUCAAGGUGGGCAUUUGGGGACAUUGGGGACAUUGGGGACAUGACCCUCGUGUUGACCCGGUGGUGGUGGCCGUGGUGGUAGCCCUGCGGUGA